AUGACCAAUCGGAGCAAGAAGGAUGACAAUAAUGAUACGAGCGAUAACGCAGAGAGCUGCCGCAAAGCAACUAUUUUUCACAGCGUCCCAUUCAGCCAUAGCAGUCAGGUGCAGUGUGAAGUGGCUCACGCCGUAUCCAACCCACAGGACUGCUUUGGCCACCUCUGUCAUUCCCAACAGUAUGUGGGAGAAUCACCUUACAAAGCUUUCGGAAAGACCCAGAGUCCGAAGCAGGAUUGUGACAGUUCAGACACCGAUCCCUGCUACAACCGGGAUUCCCCAGUGAUAUCUGAGUCAGUGGACGGUAACGAUGAAACGGACAGGAAAACGGAGACCAGCUCGGCGGAUGAAAAAGAUGACGACACAAGGCACUCUUUCAGCGAACGGCAUGACCAGGACACGUCUGAAGCGACGGACGCGCAGACCGUCCGCAAGAAAAAGACGAGAACUGUGUUCAGCAGGAGUCAGGUGUUUCAACUCGAGUCCACCUUCGACAUCAAACGAUACCUGAGCAGCUCGGAACGCGCUGGACUCGCGGCGUCGCUCCACCUGACCGAGACGCAGGUGAAGAUCUGGUUCCAGAACAGGAGGAACAAAUGGAAGCGGCAACUGGCCGCGGACAUCGAAGUAGCGGCCAUUUCCAGUUCGACACAGAGGAUUGUCAGGGUUCCAGUUAUAUACCACGAAAGCUCCGCGUCUGCCACGCUGGGCUUCAGCGUACCUCAAGUGGGCUUUUCUAGCACAUUGAGUUACCCCAUCACACCCUUUCCUCCUUCAAUAUCGUUUAUAAGGGCACAAAUGACAGGUCUCGUUUAAAGUUUGAUGAGACUAUCUGGACCGGUACCUACUGGUUGACCAGGAGCGUGCAAUAACCCACAGGAUGGCUACAGGAAAGAGCGUUUGCUGCAUCCAAACGUUUUCAAUCGAUACACGACUCAGAACUGUGUCCUCAAGACCCAUGCAAUGUACGUCUUUUUAAGCGAGAAAUAUAACUUGGAGGUAGACUA
Molecule: messenger RNA, 1007 nt
Organism: Conger conger (European conger)
Lineage: Eukaryota; Metazoa; Chordata; Actinopteri; Anguilliformes; Congridae
Product: homeobox protein HMX1-like
Exons: 3
Coding region: 1-816 (271 amino acids)
Biological process (GO): negative regulation of DNA-templated transcription; regulation of transcription by RNA polymerase II
Cellular component (GO): nucleus
Molecular function (GO): DNA-binding transcription factor activity, RNA polymerase II-specific; RNA polymerase II transcription regulatory region sequence-specific DNA binding
Source: RefSeq, a predicted model, not a curated record